Loa loa (African eye worm) is the source of this 264-nucleotide messenger RNA. RefSeq lists its product as hypothetical. Lineage: Eukaryota; Metazoa; Nematoda; Chromadorea; Rhabditida; Onchocercidae. The record is from RefSeq and is a predicted model, not a curated record. Bases 1 to 264 code for a protein of 87 amino acids. The transcript is spliced from 3 exons.
AUGAAUAAUGAAUCAUCAUCUGGGAAAUUGACCACUGAAAGUACUUCGAAUGGCGAACAAAUGACUGUGAAAAAUGAAACCGCAUCAGCUGAAAUCAAAAAGUUAGAAGCGUCUGCGGUAACAACAUCAACAAGAGAUAGCGAUAGAGAAAAACAAGCUGAGCCAGAAGAAGAUGCUAGAACCGGAGUAUUGCUCAUUCCUUCGGUACCAUCGGCAGGACACGAUGACGACAAAAAAACAAUCAAAAAAGAAGAAAAACAAUAA